Papilio xuthus (Asian swallowtail) is the source of this 1271-nucleotide messenger RNA. RefSeq names its product mitochondrial single stranded DNA-binding protein (gene mtSSB). Bases 163 to 609 code for a protein of 148 amino acids. Gene Ontology annotation, biological process: positive regulation of helicase activity; mitochondrial DNA replication. The transcript is spliced from 3 exons. Gene Ontology annotation, molecular function: single-stranded DNA binding. NCBI's taxonomy places the organism in Eukaryota, Metazoa, Arthropoda, Insecta, Lepidoptera, Papilionidae. The record is from RefSeq and is a predicted model, not a curated record. Gene Ontology annotation, cellular component: mitochondrial nucleoid.
UAUCCUUGUUUUUAUUGUUUCAUAUUUGACACUUGACAGUGACAGAUAAUUUAGUUUGCAUUUGGGAAAUUGGCGGAAAAAUUGUGAUAUUUUUCCCCUUUAGUGUAUUUUUGUGUUUGGUGGCUUUUAUUCGAUAUUAUUAAAGUUCAUUUUAUCAACCCAAUGAUGUUUUCUAUAUCUAAGUUCGGUGCGUUUCGAAGUGUACAUCACCUAUCGAAGCAACUACACACGACAAUGGUUCAUUUUGAUACACAAAAAACUGAGAAAACUAUCAAUCAAGUCACAUUACUGGGAAGAGCUGGUGCAGAUCCCCAGAAACGAGGCACAGAGGAACAUCCAGUAAUCAACUUCCCGCUUGCUACACAUUACAGCUACAAAUAUGAGUCUGGAGAUAUUUUACAGAGAACUGAUUGGCAUAGAAUUAGUAUAUUUAAACCUGGUUUAAGAGACACAGUGUAUAAAUAUCUGAAAAAAGGCCAAAGAGUAUAUGUAACUGGUAAACUGUCAUAUGGGGAAGUCAAACUUGAUGAUGGUCAAGUGAGGAGUGCGUCUACAGUGAUAGCAGAUGAUGUUAUCUUCUUUCAAAAUCAACAGCAUCCUGAAAAUUAAUUAAUCUUAGUAUAAAGUAGUAAGUGUAAGAAUAAAUGCCAUUGUUAAUCAAAGAAUCUUUAUUUUUACUAUUACUUUUAAUAUACUUUAGAGAAAUGAAAGAACUACAUGUUAUAAAUUUAAAAAUGGAAUAAGUUAUAGAUUAGGUUAUGCCUUUGUGAUAUAAGUUGUUCUUGAUGCCCACUUAAGAUAACAAAGAAAAUAAAUAUAUUAGUUUAGUAUAAAUAGUGACAUCUAUGGUGUGUUAUAAAAGAGCUGGGCUGCAGAGACGGAGCAUUCCUGCCAAUAUAGUAAAGAUGGCGUUAGUAGCUCAAUCACUUGAUAUCAUAAUAAAGUCUUUUUAAAUAAACUUUAUUAAAAUAGAAUGUAGAAAGACAAACAAUAAAUACGCUAAAUUCCAAAAAAUGAUAAGUUAUUCUGUAAUCAUUUUAAGUUAUUAAAAUUUAAAUUAACUCAACAACAGGUGGCGCUGUACAAAGCAAAAAAUAAUUUGUGGAGGAUCAUAACUACUUACGGUCACCGUAAAAAUUUAAAAAUAUGUUAUCACAAAAUUCAACGUUAAUACGAUACUAAAUCUUACUAAAGUCGAUUGUCCUUUUGUCAUCAGAUAUGAGUUGUGCUUUAAAGCCAUUUUUCACAUUUUUUUUCAUAAACCAGUUUUC